This is a messenger RNA of Didymodactylos carnosus, 657 nucleotides long. Lineage: Eukaryota; Metazoa; Rotifera; Eurotatoria; Philodinida; Philodinidae. The record is from the annotation of a GenBank genome assembly.
AUGUCUGUGAGCGUGUCUCGGAGAUUCGUGUCAAAUGCGUCUUUGUCGGCGUCGUCAGCUCCAUCUGUGGCAAUAGAUACUAUUCAAAUUACGAUGCCAUACGAUUAUCAAGUACAUUCAACGUCCAUGCGUGAUACCUUAAAUCAACACAUUGGUCAACAACAUCGACUUCAAAAAUUAUUGCAAUAUCAGCCGCCAUUCCCACUAACAUCUUUCGCAAUUCCACCAAAUCACGCCGACAAAAUUAAUGAGUGGCUAGCCAAGGAUUUUCGUGAACGCAUUCAUGAUCGAUUACCAACAAGAACACGAAGCAAAUGCUUAUUCAUCAUUGGACAUACACAAUCAGAAAAAACAUCGUUUGCACGAACCCUUGGCACACACAUGUUCCAUCGUGGAUGUUUCAGUUUAUCCGAAUGGGCAGAUGAAGUCGAUUAUAUGAUAUUAAAUGAUAUUCCAUAUCGAGACAUUAGACAACAAGUAAAACAAUUGUUAACAGCACCCGGUGAGAUUCAUUUAACCGACAAAUAUCAUAAAAAAGAAAAGAAAAACAAUAACAAACCAUGUAUUUAUUUGCUGAACUAUGAAGAUAUUGGAAGCUUAUUAAGUGAGACGUAUUGGUUCGAUAAUGGUGUGAUUAUAAGUUACAAUUGGGUAUGA